GCUGCGGUCGAUACACCCCUGAAAAUCUGGGGGGAAAUGGCGCGUCGUCCUGUGCUUCUUUUCUACAGUCUUCUCCUGAUACCCUCACUGCUGAGGGUGCUAGCCUGCACAAGCAAGGACGUAAACAGGAUAGCUGACGUGUUAUUGGAGGUCCAGGAUUGGAAGGGGCUGGCUUCGGAGCUGGACAUCAAGAUUGGGGAUCAAAACGCGAUCAGCUCAAACUGUAGAGAUAACGAGGCUAAGUGCCACAGGCGAAGUCUCGUACAGAAGUACUGUGACGCUAGUGGACUAGCAGUAGAGGUAGUGGCAGAGAAUAUUGCGCAGGCGCUGGAGUCGAUGGGGCACAAGAAACAGGCCAACAUCAUAAAAAAUAUGUUUCCAGCCGGGGCAGAGCACAGGUAAUGAGCGACCACAUAGUGAAAGAGUAUCAAAACAGCCACAUGCCAGGAAUAGUGAAGGAGAACCAAGCAAUGGCCCCGAGUCUCAGUCACAACCGCAAUUCACUUUCAUGGAUAAGGCACUGGAGUCACCAUGGUAUAUGGUGGCAGGACUAGCAGCGGCGGGGGUGGUUUUUUGGGGUUCUUUUACGUCGUUGCACCAGAGCACAGAAAAGGAGUACUCCCAAACGCACUCUACCCUCCAACACAAACCCUGCCCCAGCAGCAAAGUUUGAGGAACAAGAAAUUGAUCCUUCAAGCACCGAGCGGCAUCAUACCACCAAUUUUUCACAAGCCACUGUCCGCCAACGCCCACAAAGAAAGUUGAUCCCCUGGACGACGCUGUCUUUGAUGAGCAAGUGACAGGUGGUUAUCUCAUACUCAUCAAGUAUAACGACAAUGGUGUUGAAAAAAAACUCCGAAUCAAGAAACAAAUUGCUCCAAAGUGGGGAGAUUUGGCAUCACUUUUGGGAUUUCUUGAUCCUGUAAAAGACACUAUUAGGAAUAGUAACCACUACCAGGAUGAUGCUUGCACUGACAGAAUGCUGACAACCUGGAUGGAGAAAGAAGAGAACCACACCUGGCGUAAACUCAUCCUGGGAAUGAGGGAAGCUGAGCUUGGCAGUGCAGCACCUGACCUGGCCAAGGCUCUGAGAAAUAGAAUGAACUGAGAGCAUGUUUUCAGGGUCGUCGAGUAUUAUGAUAAUUAGUAGGAACUAGUUGCAGGUCCCUGGUCUGUUGCUUCUCUUUCACAGAAGCAUUGUACAUAAGGUUUGGCAUAAAAGUUCUUCGCGCACACUAUAAUCAGGGGGGUAAGCGCGUAUUUAUUUAGCGCCCAUAAGUCAACGAUGAUGAUGGGAAAACUACCUUCGACGGUUUUGUGGUCGGUUCUGUUCUGGCUGAGCCACUCCCUGUGUUUUGUAGGCAGCCUAACCGAGGAUCUGUUUUCGUGUCGCAACCUGUCCGACGCACACUACCAAUACCUAAAGCCUCCCGGAGAAUCCGUCACCCUAGCCUGCCCCAAGAACUGUAGCUCCGGGGAGACGCUGUGGUACCAUUCGUACGUGAAGAAAACGGCUACGGCGGCCGCGGGAGGGGGCCUCGAUCUGCUGGCGUGGAGCGGAUCCAGCCACGAGGCCGCCGUGAGAGAGACCCCGAGUCAGGGUAGCGUCGGCUACUUCUGCUGCGCGUGUGAGGAGGAGGAGGACCCGGCUAGGGACGGCUGCUGCUGGGGAGUGGCCUACCAGCCAGUUGUGAAUAUGACCAUCACAGCUAGUCAGGGCUGGACACACGAGGACGAGACCAUCGCAGUUCCCGGGGCUCGCCUCUCUCUGAUCUGCGAGGCCCGUGGCUACCCCAACAUCAGCAUAUCCAUCUCCCCUCCUCCCUCUGGAGCUAACGACAGUCUGUCUGUGGCUCACCACUGUAGAGAGAUAGUCCGGAGUUGGUACUCGACUGUGGUGGUGUGCAACUGGACAACCGACACUCAGCAAACUGGUCACUUUACCUGUAAUGGUACCAUUUGGCUGGACAGUGCAGAUAAUAAGAUUGUCCCCUACCUCGAAACUGCUUCACAGCAACUCUCAAUAUGCAAUGUUCCGUCAUUGGUGCGUCUCUACCAAGCCUCGUCUCUGGAGGGGCCUCAGUUGGACCUCAAGUGUGAGAUUGACUGCUGUCGGGUCUCCACCACCUGCUCCGUCUCGUGGUACUUUGAGGGAGAGGAGAUCGACACGAGAGACUCUAGAUUCAGCAUCAGUACGGAGGACGAGGGAUUGGUACACGUGUUGUCGGUGGCCAAUCCUGGUGUGAGAGACUUGGGGAGGUAUUUCUGCGUCCUGAGAUCUCCUCUGAGGGAUGCUCCAGACAAGGAAACAGUCACCAUCACUUACCCUGGUGUAGCUGCUCCCACGCCAGUGAGACUGCCUCCCGGUCCUGACAAAGACAGGACAUCUACCACAGUGAACACUAGUCUGGUGGCUGGGUUCAUGUGGGUCACCAUCUCUGGAGCAGUGAUUGCUGCCAUAGCAUUCGCAGUCAUACUCCACAGGACAAGGCAGCCAGCGGUUGUAGAACAGGGAGUGAAAGAGUAUGGGGAUGAAGUGGGACUGGUGGUGAGAUCCAGGGAACCAGAUGAUGAUGUAGAGAGAGACAGCGUCAGACACAGAGUCUCCGAACAGACUCUCCCCAACGAUAGCGAUUCAUCAGAUUGACAAUAAAUAUUUUUUACCGAGUGAUAAAUGAUCAUAAUAUUGAAGAAAUUUGACAAAACUAUUAUAAUAUAGAUGACCGACUCCUUACUCUGUUCAAAAUGUAUAAAUUGGGGUGGCUUCUUGAUGAUAUAAUAAUACAUGAAGUGAUAUUAGCUUGAUACCGGCUGAUAUAAUAAUAUGGACAGUGUGCUUGAAAACAAUGUCGGGUGAGGGAAAAUUGAGAUUUUAAAAUGGUCUUUCUUUACAGCGUAGUGGUGCUACUUGCUUUGCUGGCAUGGGUGGUGGUCGAUCGUUUGUUGUGGAA
This is a messenger RNA of Geodia barretti, 2951 nucleotides long. NCBI's taxonomy places the organism in Eukaryota, Metazoa, Porifera, Demospongiae, Tetractinellida, Geodiidae. The record is from the annotation of a GenBank genome assembly.